AUGUCAAUUUGGGAUAAACUCACAGGACGAAAGUCGACGCCAACAGCGACCCACGAUUCCCCUUCAACCACCCCUACCGAUACCUUCUCUCCCACCCCUUUCAACCCUCAAGAAGCCCAAGAUGUCUCUUCUUUCCUCAGUGGACCUUCCUUCGCAGAUCCUUCACAACUACACCCUCUCGCAGGCUUAAAUCAACAAACCCUAGAUUAUCUGUCGCUCGAGGAUUCCGCUUUAUCCGAUCUGCCAGGUUCUCAGUCCGCGUUGCCUUCAAGAGGCUGGUCGGAUGAUUUGUGUUACGGUACCGGAGUUACUUAUCUCACCGCGUUGACCAUGGGAGGAGCUUGGGGACUACAGGAAGGACUGAGAAGAUCAAAUGGACAGCCGCCGAAGUUGCGAUUGAAUUCAGUGUUGAAUGCCGUGACCAGGAGAGGACCGUUUUUGGGCAACUCGGCGGGUGUUAUUGCAAUGGUGUAUAAUGGCUUCAAUUCAUUCAUUGGACACAUGCGGGGGAAACAAGAUUCGGCGAACAGUAUAGUGGCAGGAGCAUUGAGCGGAAUGAUUUUCAAGAGUACAAGGGGUGUUCGACCGAUGAUGAUCUCAGGAGGAAUUGUCGCAUCAGUUGCUGGCGCGUGGGCAGUCACAAGAAAGGCUCUCUUUUAA
This is a messenger RNA of Cadophora gregata, 660 nucleotides long. It is a transcript of the gene TIM23, whose product is annotated as Mitochondrial import inner membrane translocase subunit tim23. Gene Ontology annotation, molecular function: transmembrane protein transporter activity. Gene Ontology annotation, biological process: protein import into mitochondrial matrix. Gene Ontology annotation, cellular component: TIM23 mitochondrial import inner membrane translocase complex; mitochondrial inner membrane. Lineage: Eukaryota; Fungi; Ascomycota; Leotiomycetes; Helotiales; Ploettnerulaceae. The transcript is spliced from 2 exons. The record is from RefSeq and is a predicted model, not a curated record. The coding region runs from base 1 to 660 and encodes 219 amino acids.